Galdieria sulphuraria is the source of this 1443-nucleotide messenger RNA. RefSeq names its product glycosyl transferase family 1. Lineage: Eukaryota; Rhodophyta; Bangiophyceae; Galdieriales; Galdieriaceae. Bases 51 to 1415 code for a protein of 454 amino acids. The record is from RefSeq and is a predicted model, not a curated record. The transcript has 3 exons.
UUGGGAAACUUUAGUAAGCUUUCAAAAACUUUUGUGAACAAAUACCACAGAUGGAAACUCCAGUGAAGUUUUUCCAUCGACUCAAGCGCAGUUGUGGAAAUAUAAAAGCCGUUUUGAUCUGCUGUAGCUUAAUGUUCACUUUGGUUAUAUUUUGGUCAUGGGAACCGAGAGAAGUGUAUAGUUUUGAAAGGGAACGACAAAGAUUACUAUCACAGGGGAGAAGACAAGCUUCCAGUUCAGACUACAGUGCAAGUUCUCGAGAGAAACUGAAUAUGUCACUUUUAUGGUUGAGUCAGUUCAAGAGCGCGACAGGUUUUAGUACGGAAGCAUUUGCUUUUCUGGAAGGUUUGCAAGAACGGGUAACAGAUAUUGAUAUUUAUCAGUUUGAUGGCGAAAUUCACGAAGACUACGUGCGCAAUUUGAACGCAGAAGCCAAAAAACUGAUAGUGCGCCAUUGGAUGGAGGACGAGGAAAGUAAAUCAAACUCCCGAAAGAAAAACUCCAAAAUGUAUGACGUCAUAGUGUUUCACAGUGUUGCCCACGCUUGGCAACCUCACCUGUAUAAGAAUGGUUUAUAUCGUGUCGGUAGGACUAUGUUUGAAACCGACGGUAUUCCAAAGAUGUGGCAAACGCACUUGAACUAUGUGGAUGAAAUAUGGAUACCUUCUCAAUUUAAUUUCGAGACCUUUUCACGUUCCGGUGUGGAUCCUAGUCGCUUGCAUAUUGUGCCUCAAGCAAUAACGCAAUAUGCGUAUGACUUACCUACUGUUUUGCCUUUGAAGCUGCCUGCUCCGGUGACGGAUAAGGAUUUUGUUUUUCUUUCUGUUUUCAAGUGGGAACCAAGGAAAGGAAUCGAUAUUUUGUUGGAUGCAUAUUUUAGAGAGUUUGACGCUUCGGACCCUGUAUGUUUGGUAAUACUCACCAGAAAAGGAAAUAGCAACUCUUCUGUAUUUACGCAAAAGAUAUCUCGAUAUGUGGAUAGCUUGGGAAUUCCUUUAUACAAUCGAGCAAAGUUUUUAGUAUUAGAACCAAGUUUACCGACAGAUUUAAUGCCAAGUUUAUAUCGUAGAGCAAAUGCUUUUGUGUUACCCUCGAGAGGCGAAGGCUGGGGUCGACCUUUGAUGGAAGCAAUGCUUAUGAAUGUACCAGUUAUUGCAACCAAUUGGAGUGGAACUACCGAAUUCUUACGAGACGAUACUGGAUAUCCGAUUUCAGUGGAACGUCUCGAAGAUUGUUUAUCUGGAGAGUUAGAAGCAGCAGACCAACAAAUGUUUGGUGGUCAGCGUUGGGCUAGACCGAGUGCAAGUCAUUUGCGAAAGCUUUUCAGAUACGUGAUGGAUCAUCCAAUUGAAAGCUUGAAAAAAGCAAAAUACGCUCGCGAGCAGAUUUUGACCAAGUAUAAUCCUUAUGUUUAAGGCUAGAAAUGGAAGGAAAGAGAAGGAA